Messenger RNA from Glycine soja, 1491 nucleotides. RefSeq names its product peptidyl-prolyl cis-trans isomerase CYP26-2, chloroplastic-like. The transcript is spliced from 2 exons. Bases 172 to 1335 code for a protein of 387 amino acids. Gene Ontology annotation, biological process: protein peptidyl-prolyl isomerization. NCBI's taxonomy places the organism in Eukaryota, Viridiplantae, Streptophyta, Magnoliopsida, Fabales, Fabaceae. Gene Ontology annotation, molecular function: peptidyl-prolyl cis-trans isomerase activity. The record is from RefSeq and is a predicted model, not a curated record. Gene Ontology annotation, cellular component: chloroplast.
CUGCCAUACAACAUAUUUCUUAUCCAUGAAAACCUCCUAAGUAUCUAUUGUUCUUGCUUAUUUCGUUUUCUUUUCUAAAUCUCAUGAUCUCCCUAUACAUGAAACGGAGCAGCCGAUGCAGACACUAACAUAAACCAAUCCCCAAAUAGUGCCAAGUACCACAACGCAGAAAUGCUGCAAAACCCAAGAGUAUUGCGAUAUUCCGCUCAGCCAUUCAAUCCUCCAACUCGCACGGCAGCAUCAUCACUUUCUCCAUUCCAAUUAAUACCCACUUCUCCAUCUUUUCCAAUCCUCAAACAGCAAUGCAGAUUCUCACGUAGAGAGCUCACAAUCUUUAGCAACUCUUGCUUGCUACUACUCUUGGGUUCUCAGGCAGUGGAUGGAUCCAGAGCAAGAGCAGAAGAAGACGUUGGUAACACAAGUAACAUUGAUCAACUAGAAGAGAAUCUGGCUUUUGCUGAAGAAGAUGCUGCUAACAUAAGCAGCAGUGAUCAACCAGAAGAGGAUUUGACUUUGGCAGAAGAUGAUGUUGGUAACACAAGGAACAGUGAUCAACCAGAAGAGAAUCUGACUUUAGCAGAAGAUGUUGCUAACACAGGUAGUGAUAAACCAGAAGAGAAUGUGGCUACCACUCCCAGCUGCACUGAAAGAAAACCUACCAAACAAGCAUUCUUAGACGUAUCUAUUGACGGCGAACCUGUUGGUCGCAUUACUAUAGGGCUCUAUGGAGAUGAUGUUCCUGCAGGAGUUGACAGGUUUAGUAAGAUUGCAAGCGGAGCUGCUGGCAUUAGCUACAGAAGAAAGGAGUUUGUCAAAAUAAUGCCCAAUUACGUCCAACAUGGCGGCCUGAGAUCCUAUGGGGUGGAUGUUGAACUUGCUUCGAAGACAGGUAGCAACUUGGGAGCUGGUAGACUUGUUGAGGAAUGGGAGAGGGAGUAUGAGAGAUGUCCUGGGACUAAAAACGUGGCUGGAAGUGUAGGGAUUAUUGUGAGAAACCCAUCAAAACCGCCUCCAAAGUUGAAGCUGAUUGCAAAACAAGGGAAGCUGGAGAUUGAUCAAGAAGAAGUAGGAACUGAUCCCAAUGGGACAGAAUUUGUCAUAGCUACAAAGGAUUCACCAGAACUGGAUGCAUCCACUCUGGUAAUUGGAAGAGUAAUAGGAGGGAUGGAGGUUGUGCAGAGGAUCGGUCUGGUUAAAACUGUACAAGAGAAUACAGGAUCUCCAUACUUUAGGGUGGCAAAGCUAAUAGGAGACAAGAGAGCUGUUGUAGCAGAAAGAGGAUUCAACCGCCCUUAUUCAAAGGUCAUUGUUACAAACUGCGGUUUAAUGGAGUAACACAAAAUCGUAUUCACUCCCUUUUCUAGUUGAUUUCCUGUGUACGUAUUAGAGAACAUAUAUCACAUUCAUAACAAUCUCCAUUGUCAUUCGACCCUAUGUAACGUCUACCAUUUGUAUUACAAAUGAGGAAAAAAAUAUUACAGCUGGGUUCCA